Messenger RNA from Prunus armeniaca (apricot), 3504 nucleotides. The record is from the annotation of a GenBank genome assembly. Lineage: Eukaryota; Viridiplantae; Streptophyta; Magnoliopsida; Rosales; Rosaceae.
AUGGAGGAUUUCGACGAUGAUUUCGGGGAGCUAUAUGCUGGUGUUGAACCGCAGGCCAACUCAGCCAUCAAUGGUGUUCCGAACUUUGCUCACCUUUAUACGGAGCCAGAAGAAGAUAUAAAUGAUGAUGAUGAUGAUCACAAGCCGAAGAACGCUAGGCCUGCUUCUGAGGAGCAAUUUGUCUCUGAUUCUAAGAAACCCGAUUCUGUCUGCCAGGAGUUGAGUGAGAAAGUUUCGGGUUUGGAGGCGAAUGAAGACUACAGUGGAAGUGACAGUGAGGAUGACUUGAAAAUAGUUUUGAAUGAUGAGGACUGUGAUGGUCAAAUGUUUCCAGUUGCAGGCCGAGGGAGCAUGAAGAAUGAUGAGGAUGAGGAUGAUGAUGGUUUUGUGGCUACAAAAGAGUACAAGUAUGUAAGGACUCAAGGAUAUACUUGUCCAAGCAAUGGAAAAGCCAAUGAGGCUGUGGGCUUGGUGUCUUCCAUGUUGGUUAGAGGAGACCAUGAUAAUAAUAAUAUGCGCAAUCAACGUAAGGGGUCAAGCUCUCACAUUGCUUGUGUUCGUGAUACACCCCAUCCAGUGCUGACUCAAAAUAGAUAUGGUUUCAGGCUUCCUUGGUAUAGGACCAUACUUGAUGUAAAUGUUGAAUCAUUUGAGGAGAAGCCAUGGAGGUAUCCUGGAGUUGAUUUAAAAGAUUACUUCAACUUUGGUUUGAAUGAGGACAGUUGGAAACAGUACUGCAACUCCCUGGAACAACUUCGGCUGGCAUCCAUGCAGUUUGGGAUCCCUGUCCCAGACUCCUCAAAACUCUAUCAGGCUAAAGAAGCUGGAUCUGAGUAUGAUAAAUUUGCUCAGGAAACUAUUUCUAAAGAUAUGAAUCAUGCUGACCCAAGGAAACAUGGUCCUCCAUCAAGAUUUUUUGAUUCCAGAGUGAGACAGUUGGAACUACCGAAAGGCAGAGCAAUUCAGAUUGAAGAUAGUAUUAUUGAACGACAACCAUCUUUUGAUAGUAGGCAUCCACUUAGUUUAGAUUCUGAUGUUGUGAUACAGAUUACUGUGCAGGGCCCCACUGAGGAAACCUCUGAUUCUGGUGAGGGACAGGGCUGUACAAAUGGCACUGUACAUGAGGCAUCUGCAAAUGGGGAAUUUGUUAUUCCCUCUUCUAAUAUUGCCAAAGAAGACGAUUUAUCUGUAGGAAGUCUCAAAGGAAACUCGAGAAGAUUAGACAGGUGUUCCCAGCAGAUCAGUCCCAUGGUAAUAGAUUCUGAUAAUCACAGAAAUAACCAGGCCUUUGAUCAGGACGGAUAUGACCAUGAGCAAGGGAAUGCUAUCUCAUUGGAAACCAUUGAAAUUGCAAAUCAAACAACAGAAAGUAUUGGCAGGAAUGCUGUCUGUGCUGAUCAAAGCAUGAUGGAAGCACAAUUAUCACUUGGUGAUGAUGAUCAACUUAGCCCCACUUCAUCCUGUUUUGUAAGUGAUUCUGAAGCAUCCAAUAAUAGUGAUAAUUUUGAUCCAGAAGAUAUCCGUACUCCUGUAAAGUCAACAGUGAAUCCACACAUUGAACUAUGCAAGUCUGUCAGAUCAUCUUGUAAGAACUCAAAAGACAUAGUCAUCAAGAGAAAAGUAGCUGAUGUCAAAGAUUAUCCUGCACGUGGAAGUCCUGCUCCAAAGAAGCGCAAGCAUCAGGAUAGGAGGCUUGACAGUGUUGUUGAACCAAAUGUUCACAGAAAAGAUGAACAUGAUGCAUCCCCCACCUCGGAAACAGAUGACCUGUAUGACAGGGAUCACUAUGUGAAUUCUCGCAGACAGAAAAAAAGGCUGCAAGAUUUCAGCUGUAGUCACAGAGAAGAUAUUUCAGAUUAUGAAGAAUCAAGCCAUUAUGGUAUUAGAUAUACUGAUAACCAUGUUCAGACAGCUAAUACAAAUUAUUGGAAUAGAAAAGGUAGACAGAAGUUCCAAGACACGCUAGAUCCAUAUGUCAGAAAAACCUGGAAUGAAAGGGAGUAUUCUUGUGAAGAGCGGGAUGCAGAUUGGCAUCAUUUUGGAAGAACACAAUUCACUAAGGAGAGGAUUCCUCUCACCAACAGGGAUUCCAGGGGGUUGCAUUCUAGUUAUUGCUCCCACACUGCUGAAGAAAGGGAUGCUCCAUGUAGAAGGAAUAGCAGCAAACUGCAGUUUAAGAAAAUACCAAACCCUAGUGGUGGUUUUAAUUAUAAAUGUGAAGAUGACUUUGUGGGAGAAAAAUUUGGGAGAUGCAUCUCAUUCACUGAUCAAAAAAGGAAAUUUCCCCAGGUUAGGAGAGAAUUAAAAAACUCUAGGGGAAGGGGUGGACAUGUUGACAGUCCCGUUUUGUAUUGGGAUGAUUCAUGCUCUGGGAAAACUAAAGAUCAAUAUUGCAGACACAGAGAAAAUCGAUAUUUGUCCCAUCAGUCUUACACAGCUGAUGAACAAAGGUGGAAUGACUCCCUAUCACCAAGAAAUGAUGUUUCUUACUCAAGAGCAACUGAUGAAAGAUAUUGGAGGCAUGCGAGCAAAAUAUACUCUGCUGAAGCCAAAGAGAGUAACUGGUUUGAUAGUCAUAAUACUGAUGAAAUUGAUGAUAUCAUUUAUCCUAAUGAUCAUUUAAGGUGGAGAAGAUCUAACUGGCGAUCUGAAGUGCUGCACUGGACAGAGGAUCAGUUAACUGUCAGGGAUCAUGGUGACAAAUUGUAUUCUAAGAAGGGAUCUGUUUCUUAUCAGAAAUAUGUAAGGAAUGAAACCUUUCAUGUUAAAUAUGGUUCUUCUCAUGAUGCCAUGCAUAUUGAUGAUAUGCUACCAGAGCAACAUAGAUUGAAAAUGAUGAGAAAAAGAAGUAGUGCUAAGUGUAUGAAUAGAAGUUCUAUGAUGGGUAAGCAUGAGCAGACGAUCCCGAGGUGCAGAGAUUCGACUGACUUGUUUGUUGGGGAAGGCAAGUCCUCUGGAAGAUGCUCCAAAGGCAGAACUUUGAUGUGCAAUGAUAGGCGUGAAAAUAUGGACCCAGAGAUUGGUGGGGCACGGACAACUUUAGUGGGUUCUAGUGAAUCUGAGAAAUGGGCAGUCCAAUUUAGCAUCCCAAAAGUUCGACGCAACCAAAACAAUGAGAACAGGCUUGAAGCGUUUCCAGUUACAGGUCAAAAUGAUGAUUUGGAUAUGGAGGAUGGCCAGAUUGUAACAGAAGAACUGACCACAGCACAUCCCUUACAGAGAAAACAUGCUUCUGAAUAUGCUGUACCAGCUCACAAUGUAAAAAGGAGACCGUUUAAUAAUGGGAGUGCUUCCCAUGGGAAUAAGGUUGUAGAAGGAUAUGACAACCAAAGGAUUCUUGAGACAAUGGCAAAAAUGGAGAAACGUGGGGAGCGCUUUAAGGAGUCAAUCACCUUGAAAAAAGAGCCAGACAAAUUGUCCAAGCCUGAGGUUGAUCUUCUAGCUGAAACAGCUGAAACAAAGCAACAUAGGCCAGCCCGAAAGAGGCAGUGGGGCGGUGUAUAG